AUGGUUGUUGACCUCGAUCUUCAGGAAGCGGAACCAUCUUCGCUGACAGCUGGACAUGGACGGUCCGGCGUCGCUAAGUACGAAUUAGAAUGGCAGAACAUAAUGAAGAUCGCGAACGAGACAAACCUGUCACAUCUACGACAUCUGGCCGUACGGGGCGAUCUACGUGCAUCUCCAUUCCGUAGUGUGUGCUGGGCCGUGUUUCUUGGAGUACUGGAAACGCCUGGUUCCCAGAGUUGGCCCCAGCAACGGUCCGAUGCAAGGGCACACUAUCGCCGCCUUAAGGACCAGUUUGUGCUGAAUCCGCACCAGCAGACGACGGAUGUGCGGGACGAUCCACUGUCCCAAUCGAAGCAAAGCCUCUGGAAUCAACACUUUUGUGAUCAGGAACUAUGCGCUGUGAUAAAGCAAGACGUCGUACGCACCUUUCCCGGGGUCGACUUCUUUCGCAAACCGACGAUACAGGAACUGAUGACCAACAUUCUGUUCUGCUAUGCUCGACAAUAUCCUGCCAUGUGCUACCGGCAGGGCAUGCAUGAAAUACUGGCACCGCUCAUAUUUGUCAUCCAUAGCGACCAGCAAGCACUGGCACAUAUACAGGAACUGCAUCCGGACAUUGAUCGUAACCUGUUGGCAACUUUGGACCCACAGUAUCUCGAGGAGGAUUCCUAUGCACUCUUCUCCAAAAUAAUGUCCCAGAUUGAAUCCUUCUAUCGCAUCACGGACGUUGUGCCAACCGCUACUGGAUACUUCCCCGCGCAAACCCCGGCCAGUCCGAUGAGCUCCAGUCCUGCCGGUGCGAAACGGAAGCCAGAAGUGGAGGUGGUGGAACAGCUGAACUACAUCAAGGAUAAAAUUCUCAUCAAGGAAGAUCUCCAUCUGCACAAUCAUCUCCUCAAGCUCGACAUUCCUUUGGCCAUUUUUGGCAUCCGAUGGUUACGUUUGCUUUUUGGGCGUGAAUUUGCAUUACAAGACUUGCUGCUACUGUGGGAUGCAAUAUUCGGCGAGGGAGACGAACUUGGUCUGAUCAAUUACGUCGUCGUGGCGAUGCUGAUACGAAUAAGAGAUAAGUUAAUUUAUAGUGACUAUACAACCUGCCUUUCGUACCUGAUGCGUUAUCCCAGCAACGUAGACAUAGCGCUCGUCAUACGCCACGCGCUACACAUGAAAUCUCCCAAAGUAUACGAGCGUCCGGCCGGUGCAAUGAUCUUCCUUUCGUCACCCAAACGUCAAACGCACCAGCAGCCGCAGCCAGCCGUCGGGAUGCGUUCGAAAACGGCCGAAAUGACGCAGACGAAGUAUUCCACACUGCCAUCGGUGCAUCAGCGUCGUGGACAGAUCGCUGUCGAUGAUCAUCCGCUGCAAAGCCGGUCUGGUUCCAGUGGUGCAGGUGGGCCAGACGAAUAUCACCGCACCAACUCACUGCCAAGAAAUGGUGGAUCGAUGCGAAAGGCAACGGCAGUCGAACUACGCCAGGCCGCCUGUCUUGCUACUAAAAAAGCGAUCACGGAUUCAACCCAACCGGACGUUCGUGAUCCAACCGUAACGGAUGGCUAUCGAGAAGAUGAUCCGGAAUUACUUCGCAUUGAGCUGCAAAAUGCGUACAACAUCAUGUCUGUCGGUCGAGCGAAGCUGCUCCAGUAUCUAACCGUGCUGCGGCGCAACAUUCGACCUACCAAUCCACAAGGCGAGCUGCAGCAAUCACUCGAAGGGAUAGAGGAAAUCUGCUCACUGUUAAAACCACGUUACGAUACCGUGUUCCGCGUGCCGGCACCCAUUGAUGCCGCAACGGAAGCGAACGAAGAGCCGCAGCAGGCCCGGAAACCAUUGCUGCCUGGUGGUGCAAAAUUAGUGUCCACCGAACAACAAGCGAGCAGUGUUCAGCGUAUGCAAACGCCGCCAAACAGUUUGAACCUAACGCGAUCGUACAACUACGAUCUGGACUGCAGACGAAACAGUGCAUCACAACCGAACAUCACGCAGUACGAAAUACCGGAAGAUCGGUACAGCAAAAUAGCGACCAAAAAGUUGGCUAACCGCAAGGAGGUAGAAAUGAACGUGUUUACGAAAGAUUUCUCCGACCGUCAGCGAAGGAUCGAUGACAAAGAUUUGCCUAGUACUAAUCCGCAGGGUAACUCGGAAAGAUCGGAAUGA
Messenger RNA from Anopheles marshallii, 2154 nucleotides. RefSeq names its product TBC1 domain family member 5 (gene TBC1D5). Gene Ontology annotation, molecular function: GTPase activator activity. The record is from RefSeq and is a predicted model, not a curated record. Gene Ontology annotation, biological process: activation of GTPase activity. The coding region runs from base 1 to 2154 and encodes 717 amino acids. Lineage: Eukaryota; Metazoa; Arthropoda; Insecta; Diptera; Culicidae. The transcript is spliced from 7 exons.